ACUACUCAUUCUCUCUCUUUCUUUCUCGUCAUUUUCUUUCCUUCGCUCACUUCUUUCUUUCACUCUCUCUCUCUCUCUCUUUUUUCCCCGCGUGCUCUUUACCUGUCUCAAAUAAUCCGGAGCAGCUCGAGUGACAAGAGACCGCCUCAACGAUCGCGAAUUUGUGAUUCAUGGUGCGCGAUUUCGCGAGGGAUCCGCGGCGAGUAACACGUCGCUCUCUCGUAUAUGAACGCUGUCGUUUAUGAAGACGGAAGUUUGCGCAAUCAAUUACCGCGGAGUGCGAAAACAAAUGUGUGAAGCUACAGUAUUCUACAGGCUCGCAAUAAAUUCAUCACCUAGAAUUUGAUCGCAAGAUGCCCAUCGAUCUUUACCACUUGCCCGGCAGUGCCCCGUGCCGUGCCGUGCGUCUGGCGGCGGCUGCCGUAGGAGUGGACUUGAACCUGAAGCUGACCGAUCUCAUGGCCGGCGACCAAAUGAAACCGGAAUUUCUCAAGAUGAACCCGCAACAUACGAUUCCUACGAUGGACGAUAAUGGCUUUUACUUGUGGGAGAGCCGAGCGAUCAUGACCUAUCUAGCCAAUAAAUACGGCAAGAACGAUUCACUCUACCCGAAGGAUCCUCAAAAGCGAGCCGUGGUCGAUCAAAGGCUAUACUUUGACAUGUCAACUCUGUACCAGUCAUUUUCCGAUUACUACUAUCCGUAUAUCUUCGCCGGCGUCAAGCAGGAUCAGGCAAAAUACGACAAGAUCGAAAAGGCGCUGUCUCUCUUGGAUAAAAUAUUGGAAAACGAAAACUACGUGGCCGGGAAAACUCUCACCCUCGCCGACCUCACCUUGGCCGUUACCGUUUCUACCAUGAAGGUCGUGGAUCAUGAUAUAAGCAAAUAUGGCAAUAUUCUGAAGUGGUACGCUAGAAUCGAGGCUGAAGCUCCUAAAUACAAAGAGAUUCAAGAGGAAGGCUUAAAGAGUUUCAAAGAUUUGGUCGACAGCUUGAAGAAGCAGUGAUUUACAGACACGAAUUUUGCGCUCGAGAAUAACGCAUGAUUUUUAUAUUGAUCUAUCGUAUCGGUAUUUUUAUACGUUACACAGAUCGUGUCGUAAUUUUGCACAAAAUAAAUUAUAAUUGUUAAAUAAGAU
Messenger RNA from Dinoponera quadriceps, 1136 nucleotides. Its product is annotated as glutathione S-transferase 1, isoform C-like. Gene Ontology annotation, biological process: glutathione metabolic process. NCBI's taxonomy places the organism in Eukaryota, Metazoa, Arthropoda, Insecta, Hymenoptera, Formicidae. The record is from RefSeq and is a predicted model, not a curated record. Gene Ontology annotation, molecular function: glutathione transferase activity. The transcript has 6 exons. Bases 354 to 1004 code for a protein of 216 amino acids.